AUGUCUUUUGGAAAAGUCGUCCAUCUUGCCGAUGGCACCCCCGUCCCACAAAUCGGUCUGGGUACCUGGCUCUCCAAGCCCCAUGAAGUCGAGAACGCUGUUGAGAUCGCUGUAAGGAAUGGCUAUCGCCACCUCGAUCUUGCGAGGGUGUACGAGAAUCAGGAUGAAGUCGGACGAGCACUGAAAAAGGUCAUUCCCUCGGUCGUGAAGCGAGAAGAGCUGUUCAUUACGAGCAAACUUUGGAAUGACUCUCACCGGCCCGAGUUGGUCGAGAAGGCAUUGGAUGAGACGCUUGAGCAGCUAGGUCUCGAUUAUUUAGAUCUCUAUCUCAUUCACUGGCCAGUCGCCUUCCCACCUGGAAGAGGGUUAUUCCCUCUCGAUCCCAAGAACCCUGAUUAUGUCGAAAUCGAUGGUACCACUAGCCUCGUCGACACAUGGAAGGCCAUGAUCCAACUUCCCAAGACCAAGGCCCGCAAUGUCGGUGUCUCCAACUUCACCAUCGCGCACCUCGAGGGUAUCAUUGAGGCGACCGGUGUCGUUCCUGCUGUGAACCAAGUCGAGGCGCACCCCCUCUUGCCGCAGGAUGAUUUGGUUGCCUACUGCAAAGAGAAGGGCAUCCACAUCACGGCCUACAGUCCCUUGGGCAACAACUUGAUUGGCAAGCAGCAGUUGACCGAGAACCCAGUGGUUAAAGAGAUCGCAGAGAAGCUCGGAGCGACGACAGCACAGGUGUUGGUAGCCUGGGGCGCGUACAGAGGUUACUCUGUCAUUCCAAAGAGUGUCCAGGAAUCCCGUAUCAAGUCGAAUUUCCAGCAAGUUGAAUUGUCCAAGGAAGACUAUGAGAAGAUCACCGAACUCGGCAAGACCAACCGUACAAGGCAAGUCGAGUCGUCAGUUCCAGAAGGAAAUACUGAUGUUGUUGCCAGGUUCAACGCCCCAAUCGUCUCGCACAAGCCUAUCUGGUCGAUUAACCUGUUCGACGAGGAAGAAGAGAAGGUGGCCAAGCACCAGGUUGUAAUUGGGUAG
Messenger RNA from Coprinopsis cinerea okayama7#130, 1026 nucleotides. RefSeq names its product aldehyde reductase 1. The record is from RefSeq and is a predicted model, not a curated record. Gene Ontology annotation, cellular component: cytosol. Lineage: Eukaryota; Fungi; Basidiomycota; Agaricomycetes; Agaricales; Psathyrellaceae. The coding region runs from base 1 to 1026 and encodes 341 amino acids. Gene Ontology annotation, molecular function: aldose reductase (NADPH) activity. The transcript has 6 exons.